Leptopilina heterotoma is the source of this 1233-nucleotide messenger RNA. RefSeq lists its product as uncharacterized. NCBI's taxonomy places the organism in Eukaryota, Metazoa, Arthropoda, Insecta, Hymenoptera, Figitidae. Bases 1 to 1233 code for a protein of 410 amino acids. The transcript has 2 exons. The record is from RefSeq and is a predicted model, not a curated record.
AUGAGAUACCAGGAUAUAAAGAAAUAUGGCCUCACACAGCUUGCAGAGACAAUUGUUAAAGAUGUACAGGAAAUAGAAAAUGGAAUUGAAUUACCCGACGGUAACGUUGCAAUUGGAACUGCCUCAGCAUUGUCAGGUGACACGUUAGGCAUACAAAUGUUUUGUGGUUUUAAAGAAUCUUCUACUGCCCUGCAUCCAUGUAGAUAUUGUUUAGCUUCGCUCGAAGAAAUACGAAUUAUGAUUCGUGAAGAAGGUCAACGCUUGCGAUCACCAUCAACACAUGACGAGCAAAUAGAAAAAAUUGAAACAGCCGCAACAGAAGAAGAGAAAAAAAUACUAUCCCAAGACUACGGCAUAAAUAGAUCUUGUCUGCUACGCAAACUACUUGGUUUCCAUCCUACAACUUCGACACCACCUGACAUUUCUAACGAUUUGUUUGCAGGCAUAGUACUUUUACAAAUAAAAUUAUUUUUAAAUCGGUUUUGUAUCAAAGAAAACUGGAUAACUUUAGAGGAUUUUAAUCAACGAGUUGCCGACUUUGAUUAUGGUUAUAGUGAGAAAAGUGCAAUACCAUCAGCAAUAAAACUUGCACACAUAAGUGGAAAAAAUAAUCUCAGACAAACCAUUUCCCAAUCGUGGAUGUUAGCUGUUAUUCUUCCAUUUAUUGUCCACGAUAAAAUGAACGAUGAAAAUAUUCAGUACUUGGAAAAUCAUAAUCAAUUAUUGGAAAUCAUAGCGAUUGUUUGUUCUCAUACAAUUUCAUUAGAGACAUUAAGUUAUCUAGAAUCUUUAAUUCCUUUGUACUUGGAAACUUACGCUCAAGUUUAUGAAAAUCCAGAAUCAGCUGAAGGAAGAAAAUUUAUACCAAAGCAACAUUUUUUAAUACAUUACCCGAGACUUAUAAAAAUUUUCGGGCCUUUGGUCCAUUUUUGGACAUUAAGAUUUGAAGCAAAACAUCAGUUCUUUAAAAAAAUUGUUCAAGCCAUGCGAAAUUGGAAAAAUGUGCCUAUUACUUUGUCUCGAAAGCAUCAAUUGUGGCAAGCGCUACAAUGGAUUGCCUCUACGAAUGUCGAAGAGAUUUCACAUGGACCAAAAAAGUGUUUAACAAAAUCAAAAACUCUUUUUGGACAUCUCUUUCCUUCAGAACAAACAUUGUGGACAGUCAGCUGGGUUGAAUUGAAUCAUGUGAUUGAAUGGUUAGAAGACAACGAGCUUAAUAUGGUUCUCUAUUAG